AGGAGGGACCCGCCCCCGCUCGGCCGGCUCGGAACAGAUGCUCCCUUUUCCUGGGCGCCACACUGGGCGCGCGGCCUGGUGUUGGGCGUUUUCCGCGGCCUCGCGCAGUCCCCGCGCCUGUCCUCCGGGGUUCCAAGGCGGAGGGCACUCUCUUAAGGCCCGGGCUCCAACCCCAGGGUGCCUGGCUACAGGGUUGAGGCGAAAAGCCUGACUUCCGAGGCCCUUCUUUCCGCGUAGUGCAGGCCCCAGAGCUUUUGCCAAGACCCAGGGAGAUGUGCUCUGAGGUGGCACGUUUCCCUGCUCGAGCGGAGCUGGUGAGGGCCGGACGGAGAGAGUACCCCAGGGGCCGCCGCCGCGAUCCCGGGGGGGCCGAGGGUCGGGAAGGGGCCCCUGGCUGGAGUGGAGUGGGAGUAGCGCGCGCCAGGGAGCUGAGGGACGCGGGACUGAAUAGAUGAGGACUCUUCCUUCCCCCGGGAGCAAGCAACUGCCUAGAUACGAUCUCUUUUUUUCAUCUGUAAACGGGCUUGUCCUACAGGGGAUCUCUGUGACUUUCCCAGAACGGUUCCUUUCCAACAAAUAUUUAUUGGGCCCCACCUUGUGUGUUCUAGGGCAUUGUUUCUUUCCUCCCUCCCUUCCUCCCCUUUCUAUAGAAUAUUUUCAAGUGACUUUUUUCUUUGAAAUUCGGCAGGGAAGGCACGAGGAUGUCCGUUUUUCCACCUGGCAUGGGGGGUUAGCACUGAACUCUGCGCUGCCCUUUCUAUGGGCUGUGGAGGUGUCCGGUGGAACUGAACAAGGUCUUGGCUGGGCGGAGAGGUGCGUGACAGUGACGCCAGGCUGUACCCUCAGCGGGAAAAGGUUCCUUUAUGCCUGAUGAAUCAAAACAACUUGCUUCACCACCCCGCCCUGGCCUGAAGAGAGACCCUGAGCCCAGAACACAUUUCCUGACAGUCAUAGAAGCUGACGGGCCGCCUCAUGCUGGCUGUGGGAGGGGCAGUGCUCGGCUCCCUGCAGUUUGGCUACAACACUGGAGUCAUCAAUGCCCCCCAGAAGGUGAUUGAGGAGUUCUACAACCAGACAUGGAUCCACCGCUAUGGGGAGCGCAUCUUGCCUGCCACACUGACCACGCUCUGGUCCCUCUCUGUGGCCAUCUUCUCCGUGGGGGGCAUGAUUGGCUCCUUCUCUGUGGGCCUUUUCGUUAACCGCUUUGGCCGGCGGAAUUCCAUGCUGAUGAUGAACCUGCUGACCUUUGUGUCCGCUGUGCUCAUGGGCUUCUCAAAACUGGCCAAGUCCUUUGAGAUGCUGAUCCUGGGUCGCUUCGUCAUUGGUGUAUACUGCGGCCUGACCACUGGCUUUGUGCCAAUGUACGUGGGGGAGGUGUCCCCCACAGACCUUCGCGGGGCCCUGGGUACCCUGCACCAGCUGGGCAUCGUCGUCGGCAUCCUCAUCGCCCAGGUGUUUGGCCUGGACUCCAUCAUGGGCAACCAGGAGCUGUGGCCCCUGCUGCUGAGCGUCAUCUUCAUCCCAGCCCUGCUGCAGUGCAUUCUGCUGCCCUUCUGCCCUGAGAGCCCCCGCUUCCUGCUCAUCAACCGCAACGAGGAGAACCGGGCCAAGAGCGUGCUGAAGAAGCUGCGCGGGACCUCGGAUGUGACCCGCGACCUGCAGGAGAUGAAGGAGGAGAGCCGGCAGAUGAUGCGAGAGAAGAAGGUCACCAUCCUGGAGCUGUUCCGCUCGACCGCCUACCGUCAGCCCAUCCUCAUUGCCGUGGUGCUGCAGCUGUCCCAGCAGCUGUCCGGCAUCAAUGCUGUUUUCUAUUACUCCACAAGCAUCUUCGAGAAGGCGGGGGUGCAGCAGCCUGUGUAUGCCACCAUCGGCUCCGGCAUCGUCAACACAGCCUUCACUGUCGUGUCGCUGUUUGUGGUGGAACGAGCUGGCCGGCGGACCCUGCACCUCAUAGGCCUGGCCGGUAUGGCAGGCUGUGCGGUGCUCAUGACCAUCGCGCUGGCGCUGCUGGAGCAGCUGCCCUGGAUGUCCUACCUGAGCAUCGUGGCCAUCUUUGGCUUCGUGGCCUUCUUCGAAGUGGGCCCCGGCCCCAUCCCAUGGUUCAUUGUGGCUGAACUCUUCAGCCAGGGCCCUCGCCCAGCUGCCAUUGCUGUCGCUGGCUUCUCCAACUGGACCUCAAAUUUCAUUGUGGGCAUGUGCUUCCAGUAUGUGGAGCAACUGUGUGGUCCCUAUGUCUUCAUCAUCUUCACCGUGCUCCUGGUUCUGUUCUUCAUCUUCACCUACUUCAAAGUUCCCGAGACGAAAGGCAGGACCUUCGAUGAGAUUGCUUCCGGCUUCCGGCAGGGGGGAGCGAGCCAAAGUGACAAGACACCCGAGGAGCUGUUCCACCCCCUGGGAGCUGAUUCACAAGUGUGAGGUGCCCCACACCACCAGCCCGGUCUGCUCCCAGCAGCCCAAGGAUCUCUCGGAGCACAGGCAGCUGGAUGAGACUUUCAAACUGACAAGAUCUCAGCAGAGCUGGGCCUGGGGCUCUUUCCUUCAGCCAGUAGUGAUGUCCAGAAGAAUAUUCAGGACUUUUAAUGGCUCCAGGAUUUUAACAAAAGACUGUUGCUCAGAUCUAUUCAGACAAGCAACGGGUUUUAUAAUUUUUUUAUUACUGAUUUUGUUAUUAUUUUUUUAUCAGCCAGAGUCUCCUUUAUCCACAUCCCUGGCUUCACCCUGAAUGGCUCAGUGCCUGAGGGUGGGGACCAAGCCCUGCCUAGACACUUGCCUUCUUUGCCAAGCUAAUCUGUAGGGCCGGACCUAUGACCCAAGGACACACUAAUCGAACUACGAACCAUGAGUCUUCUACCCCAAGAGGUGGCUCUGGCCACUCCUUCUGUGGGCCUGGGUCUCCCCACCUAGGGAUCAGGCUCCAGGAUCAGGCUCCAUUAGGAUUCGCCCAUUCCUGUCUCUUCCUACCCAACCACUCAAAUUAAUCUUCCCUUGCCUGAGACCAGUUGGGAGCACUGGAGUACAGGGAGGAGAGGGGAAGGGCCAGACUGGGCUGCCAGGUGCUAGUCUCCUUUGCACUGAGGGCCAGACGGUCACCAAGAGAGGAGGGCCAUGGGAAACUGAGAACUCACUAUUCAAGAAGACGUGAACACUCCUGCCCUGCUGUGUAUAGUUGGAAGAUAUUUAUAUAUAUUUUUUGGUUGUCAAUAUUAAAUACAGACACUAAGUUAUAGUAUAUCUGGAAAAACCAACUUGUAAAUACACCACCUUACUCUGUAACUUA
This is a messenger RNA of Delphinapterus leucas (beluga whale), 3277 nucleotides long. The record is from RefSeq and is a predicted model, not a curated record. Lineage: Eukaryota; Metazoa; Chordata; Mammalia; Artiodactyla; Monodontidae.